This is a messenger RNA of Sycon ciliatum, 2230 nucleotides long. Its product is annotated as solute carrier family 15 member 4-like. Gene Ontology annotation, biological process: transmembrane transport; oligopeptide transport. The record is from RefSeq and is a predicted model, not a curated record. The transcript has 4 exons. Gene Ontology annotation, cellular component: membrane. NCBI's taxonomy places the organism in Eukaryota, Metazoa, Porifera, Calcarea, Leucosolenida, Sycettidae. The coding region runs from base 227 to 2005 and encodes 592 amino acids. Gene Ontology annotation, molecular function: transmembrane transporter activity.
ACACCGAAAUGUCUUGUGAUUACGAUCGGUUGUCUUCAGUGACGCUGCUGUUCAAUGUGGUAUGGAGAGGACAAGAGAAGAGAUUCUGGCGGAAGACUAUUCGAAAGAGAAGAAUGAGACUGUGUUGUGAUGAAAACAAUACUUCUGGGCGGUUUGGUUAGACUUCAAAUUGAUUUUCAUCAGCUUAUCCAGUGGCUAUCGUGGUUCUCAGUGACCCAAGCCAAGGAUGGACAGUGACACCAGCGAAAGGCAACCUUUUGCCGAUACUGGCUCCCCGAGGAUAGGUAUUAGGCGACGAAGUUGGCCUGAAUGGCACUCAUCAUACACGGUUCUGCUAGUAUCGCUUCUUGAAAGAGUGGGUAAGGGUGGACUUGUCGUGAAUCUUGUGCAAUACUUGGAAUUCCACAGUUUCUUGGGCUGGAGCUCAAACAGUGCUACGAUUGCCACUUUGCUCUGCACGAAGUUGUCCAUGUUGGGCGCAAUACUGUCUGGCUUACUAGCGGACACUCUGUUUGGCCAUUACAGAGUGUUACUAGUGUCACUGCUGCUGCAGUUGGCCGGCUCGUUGCUUUUGCUGGCAGCGGUCGUUGCGGAGUCGAAUGUUGCACACGAUGAGAAGCAUCAUAGCUCACUUGAAGGCUUGGUGAUCUCUGGGCUAGUCCUGUUCGGCCUCGGUCUCGCAGGAUCAACAGGAACCGAGAUCCCGCUCGGAGUCAGUCAGCAUGCUCUGAGGGGAGAAAGUGGACAACAGGCCAAGGUGUUCUUUCCCCGCUACUACUGGUGCAUUAAUGUAGGCUCCAUGCUUGGCUUGUUGUCUGGAGUUAUACAGGUUCAGGAAUCUUACCAUGUUUACGGCUACAUACUUCCACCCGUCUUCUAUUUCCUCAGUGUCAUUGCGCUUCUCCUACUAAAUAGAACCAUUCUUGGAGAGAUGCCGUCGCGCGCAAAUCCCAUCUCCGACACUUGGACCGUUGCCAAGGAAGCCAUUCGAGUUCGAUGGAGGAAAAACAAGAGAAGCCCCAUGGUUUUCACCCAGGAGAGGCAAGGCGCCAACCGGCUGUACUGGAAAGAUUCUGCUGGGUCUCUUGCGAACUGGGUGAGGUACGCCGAGAAGACGUAUGGAGGCAGCUUCGAUUACAACCGUGUCGCCAAGGUGCACAACUUCCUCUCCGUUCUGGCAGUUCUCUCCGCCAUGAUGUUUUGUCAAAUCACUCUGGCACAGACGUUGACAUCAUUCGUAUCGCAAGGGAAUCUAAUGCGCCUACCCAUCCAGAGAGCACCAGCAAACAACGGCUCCUUCCACAUUCCGGCCUCGUCCUUCACUGCCUUCAACAGCAUUGGUGUUCUGCUCGGUACCCCAAUUGUGAUCUGCGUCAUUUAUCCCGGAUGGCAGGCCUGGUCCAAAGGCACUCCUCCCAGCCACUUGAAACGCAUCACUUUUGGCAUGAUGCUGGCAAUAGUCGUGCUCAUGGCGGCGGCUGCUCUGGAGGUGGAACGUAGGAAGGCGGGCAGGUGGGACGCGCUCACCACCGCGGACCACAGCGCCAAUCCACACAGCAAGAUCCUGAAAGUCUCCAGCCUUCCUAUCUACUACCAAGUACCGCAGUACACUCUGUCUGGCCUUUCUGAAGUUUUCAUCACAGUGUCUGCUCUUGAAUUCGCAUAUUCUUGCUCACCACCACGAAUGAAGGGAAUAGCCGUUGGCUUGGUGUAUGCGUCCAUUGGGCUGUCGUCCAUUGUCAGUGUUGGCGCUCUGCUGCUGAUUCACGCGCUCCACCCAAGCAUGUUCUACGUGUCUGAUCAGCAAGGACAGGUCUACUACUACUAUAUCGCUCUUGCUGGGAUCAUGCUCGUUGGCUUGGUCCUGUUCCUAAUUGUUUCCAAGCGUUUCAAACGCGUCCCAAUCUAUUCGUCAGCUGGUGCCAGUGGUGGGGUCAAUGACUAUCGGGCUAUCAGUACUACCAGUAUGACGGCAAGUCACGUGACUAUUUCACAGUCCGUGUGAUGGCCGAAUACUAACACUAAGUAACAGUAUUGUUUCAUAUGUCAUGACGUCAGUAUUCAUAUGUCAUGACGUCAGUAUUCAAGUCAUUGUCUAAUGAUUUCGUUGCAGAGAUGCAGGAUAAAUGGAGGAUACUUUGGUUACUGUUGCAAUUUGGUUUUUGACAACCAGGCAUACCAAUUCUCAAUGCUACUGCUGCCUCUUCUCUUGUUAUGAUUGUCACUUUUA